CCACCGCCUGCUCGAAUUCGACCUCCAUUCCCCACCGAUUUCCUCACCCUCCACCACCUCCUUCUCUCCAACAUGAUGCUCGUCCAGAAACAACCGAACUUCAACAUAUCGUCGCCACACUUCGUACUCAACCACAGAAAGCAUCCAUCAGCUCCUCCAGCCGUCAUCGUGCAAGCAACACGCACACCAGGCCUUUUAUCUAUUCAACGAGCUCAGCAGCGGGUGAAUCCAUCUCCCAAACCAAGACAUGCGCUUGCUCGUGUAUUCCAGCCGGCGCGGCCGGACACACAACAGCAGCUGUUGAAGCCUUCCCCAGAGAUCGUUGAGAAGAAGCCAUCUCCGCAGCUCUCACCAGAGAAACGGGGCCGGCAACUAGCAAAAGUCAAGGCCAAGACGGCAAGGAGCUCUUCCCGUUCACCUGUUCGAGGUCGUCGUAACCAUACCCGUCAACCUUCUCCGAAGAAUUUGAUUCAGAAUCCCUCGCAGGAUGAGGUUCCCUCAACACCGACACGCAAAUCUACGGCUGCUAAUAUUUUCGAUUCCUUUUCGGCCGAUUUCGAUUCCUUGGACGAUUUCGUUUCCCCACCUGUCCGCGUGGCUCCUACUCUCGCUUCGCAUCCUUCUGGCAAGCUCGCCCGUCGCAGACAACCCCAGGCAUCGGGCGAGCUCAGUACUCCGGGCAGGGCUAUCCCUGUUCCCCAGCACCUGAAACCUAUUCCGCUGACGCUCUCUCGGUCUUUGCCCGCUCGACCAUUCAAAGGAAAGACCGCUCCUGACACUUCCAAUUGGAAGCCGUUCCCCAUUUGCGAUGAUUCUAUCGAGGCUGGCACGAUUUUUGAUAACUACAGCCCUCCGACAACCCCUACCCGCCAGCGCCCGUCACGGUCUAAGCGCUUUGACGACGGCCCUCGCACUGCACCUCUCACGAGGUCAGUGACAGCCUUCUCGUUCAAUUUGUCGCCGAGCCCUUCGGCACCCAAGAAGGCUAGCCGACAUGUUCGUGUUUCCAGCGAUGGGGUCUUUCACAUGUCAGAUGAGGACUUGUCCUCCCAGUCCAUUAGCGAGGAUGCUUCGAGCUCGGAUGAGAUGUCUUCAGGACCCAGGCAGAAGGCACUGUGUGCCCCUAGACCCGGCAUGACCCAGCAAGAGAUCGAAGGGUACUUUGCGAGUUCUACGUUCCAAAACUCACCCAGCCCGGAGGAGUUGCCUCCACCUGCUUUUCUGUAAUUUUAAUCUAUCUAUUUGCUAUGAGUGUGCUGGAGUGUGGAGCUCCUUCGAUUUAAAACCUCCUAGGGUCGUUAGAUUCGUCCAUAUCGCUUUCAUUGAUACCCCCCUCUCCUCAACCACGACCUCGUUAAUCGGCCACCGUGUUUUUUU
This is a messenger RNA of Guyanagaster necrorhizus, 1377 nucleotides long. RefSeq lists its product as uncharacterized. Bases 73 to 1227 code for a protein of 384 amino acids. Lineage: Eukaryota; Fungi; Basidiomycota; Agaricomycetes; Agaricales; Physalacriaceae. The transcript has 3 exons. The record is from RefSeq and is a predicted model, not a curated record.